AUGGAACCUGACCCACUGCACGUCCACACCCCCGUUGGCGCAGACGGCCUUGCUGGCAGUGAUGCACAAGCUGUUUCUGCAGGAGAUGCAGGACAUGCAGAAGCACAAUCACUGGCGGGGGGUCCACCAGCAAACGAAGCGUCACAGUCAGAGACGACAUCGACGCCACCGUCGCCGACGUCAUCACCUGGGACGACAGCCAUUACGGUAGCCACCGAGGGACGAACCAGAGCAAUAACCAGAGAGCAACGCGAGGUGGUGGACGCAUCUGCGACAGAGCAAGAGGCAGAAGACAAGGAUGGCGCCCAACGCCCACGCCCACACCAACGCCAACCUCCUCGGGAGCAACCUCGAGCGGAACCCCUCGCCUGUGCGCCGGCUGUGACCAACAAAGCAUCGUCGCAGUCGCUUGUGCUUCUCACCGCCUGCGCAACAAGUGGUGGCAGUGACAGGGACAGGGUCAGGGACAGCAACGCGAGCACGUUGCCUGCGGACAGCCCUCUCGGCUCGCCAUUGCCGUCGCCCACGCCGCGGCAGCCGUCUCCAGAGCCUAGCGGCACUCUUGUGCUUGUCCCGAGGGCCAUCUCGCGCUCUCCGCGGUCGUCCCGCUCGUCCUCGGCAGCAGGAGCAGGAGCACGUCUGGAUGGGUCCCUGUCGCUGGACGACCUGCCCAACGAAGUGCUGCUGCACAUUCUCGGCUUUCUCGACGUCAACGACCUGCUCACAGCGUCCAGGACCUCCCAUCAUCUUCGCUGCCUCUGCGUGGCGCCCAUUCUGCACACACUCCGCCGCCGCCAGGUCCGCGCGGCGCUGCCGCCGCUGCUCGCGUCGCCCAUGCGGCCGUCGCUGUCCGACCUGAUUGCCCGCCACAUCUUCAUGACCAACACCACGGUCGUCUCGCGCAAACUCGCGCGCUCGCUCGUGUCCAUCCGCCUGUCGCGCCGGCUGGCGGCCCGUCCGCCCGCCCAGUUGCUUGUCGAGCGGUGCGUGCUGCCGCCCGAAUGCGCACCGGGCAUUGGCCAUGUAGCGCCGGCGCUGGCAGCGCGGACGCGGGCCGUCGAGCGCGAGAAACUAAAGGAUGGGCUGCGGCGGUGGGUCGGCGCCGUGUGGAAGCGCGAGGUCGGGCGGCGCAGCGAGCGGAUCCGGCGCUUUGACGAGAGCGUGGGCAUCGGCAAGGUGUGGCGGCUGCGCAAGUUCUGGGAGCGCGUGAGCCAUGAAGAAGGAGUGUGA
Molecule: messenger RNA, 1230 nt
Organism: Sporothrix schenckii 1099-18
Lineage: Eukaryota; Fungi; Ascomycota; Sordariomycetes; Ophiostomatales; Ophiostomataceae
Exons: 2
Coding region: 1-1230 (409 amino acids)
Molecular function (GO): protein binding
Source: RefSeq, a predicted model, not a curated record